Drosophila santomea is the source of this 782-nucleotide messenger RNA. It is a transcript of the gene sPLA2, whose product is annotated as phospholipase A2. Lineage: Eukaryota; Metazoa; Arthropoda; Insecta; Diptera; Drosophilidae. Gene Ontology annotation, biological process: arachidonate secretion; phospholipid metabolic process. The record is from RefSeq and is a predicted model, not a curated record. The coding region runs from base 41 to 601 and encodes 186 amino acids. The transcript is spliced from 2 exons.
AAAUAAAACUUAGUUGUGGUGCGACUGCCGAAGCUGAGACAUGUGGCUGUUGCGCGGAGCGUUCGUUUGUGGCCUAGUGGCCAUGGCUUGUGCCUUUGGAGACGAAGCUAUCUUCGAGGACGAGGACAUCUACAACCAGGCGCUGCCACCAGUUCCCCACACGGGUAUUACGGUGCCCGGAACCAAGUGGUGCGGACCGGGCAACACGGCCGCGAACUUCGAGGAUCUGGGCCGAGAACGAGAGACGGACAAAUGCUGUCGUGCCCACGACCAUUGCGACGAGAUUAUCGAGUCUCAUGCUACACUCCACGGACUGCCCACCAACACAGACUGGUUUCCCAUCCUUAAGUGCACCUGCGAGCAGCAGUUCAUCAACUGCCUGCAGGCAGUGAACAGCAUCACCUCCAAUACCCUUGGACGUAUCUACUAUGGCAGCAGGAGCAGGUGUUUCGCCAACGGAUACCCCACCACCGGAUGCAAGCAGUACCAGGAGGGCACCUUCCGCAAGCGCUGCAUCCGCUACCAGGUGGACAAGUCAAGGCCGAAGGUCUGGCAGUUUUACGACAUGCCGUUUUUCACCAUCCCAGCCUCGGCGGGCUGACGUGGGAUGAGCGAUUUGUGAACGAGAAAUAAGAUUAUAUUACACAUCGCAUUAAAUAUUACUAACACACCUUACAACACACCCAUUUGAAAUGAUUAUUAAAACCCUUGCAAUUAUCUGAGGUUCAAUAAAAAUUUGAAUAAAUUUUAAUAAAAAUCCAGGCUAAUAGAAUUACAAACUG